AUGGGUGGAGCUGGAAAUGAAGAGAAAGCAGUGGUAGACAACAGGGAAUGGUACUUGGCGGCCUACGCACCAGAAGGUGUUCCAACCUCCGAUCAUCUCAAACUCCGUACUCUCCCUCUUUCGCUCGCCGUUGAUUCCAUCCCCGACCGCCAUGUCGUCGUCCAGAACCUACUCAUCUCCGUUGACCCGUAUCAACGUACCAGACUCACUGGUCUUGACGAAGGCCUUUACUUUCCUCAGUUCAAACUAAAUGAGGGGAUAACUGCAACUAGUGUUGGAAGGGUAAUUCGGUCAAAAGACAGUAAUUAUAAGGAGGGUGAUCUUGUCCUUAAUUUUUUCGCUCCGGUUGCUGAGCAUUAUGUGGUUCCAGCCGAGUUACUCAUGCGGAAGGUUGAUCCUUCAUCGGGGGUUCCGCUGCCAGAUUUUCUCAGUUCUCUUGGGGUACCAGGUUUUGCAGCGUGGGUGGGGAUAGAGGUGCUGGGAGACCUAAAGCCAGGGUCAAAUGUGUUUAUUUCAGCGGCGGCUGGAGCCGUCGGAAUGUAUGCCGGACAAUUGGCUAAGCUCAAAGGUUGCCGGGUCAUCGGAAGCACCGGUACGGACGAGAAGGUAUGUGAUGCAAACCUUGAAAGUUUAUAGUAAAUGUAAUAUCUU
Messenger RNA from Corylus avellana, 651 nucleotides. Lineage: Eukaryota; Viridiplantae; Streptophyta; Magnoliopsida; Fagales; Betulaceae. The record is from RefSeq and is a predicted model, not a curated record.